CAAUGUAAGGUAAUACUAGCACAGCUACUAAAUAUCAUUCAGUCAAUACCUUCACAACUAUUUAGAAACUACAGCAACAAUAAAACACACAUUACUUCAGACACGCAGACAGCAAGACUCAAAACAAUGUUACAAAACGGGAGAUGUUUUGUAACAGUCUUACAGACCUGGCCAAUGAGAAGAGCUGAGCGGGGCCACGUGGUGGACUUUAUAUAACAUUUUUUUUCCCCUUAAGCUCAAUACCUACAGCUGUGCGAUGGAUCUUGUGUAUGUUCAUGAACUAAACAGGGGGACAAGGGAGACCAAAAUGAAUGAAAUCGUGUCAACAAACUGUUAACACUGGAGUAAGCACCGUCCUAGCUCCGCGAUGGGCACGGAGAACAUGGAAAGCAAUGUGAUGCUGGAGCUCGCUGCUGAAGCUUUCCAGGCAAGAAACUUUGAGCUGGCUGCGGAGAUCUACGAAUGCCAGCUACGGGAUUUCAGCGACCCUGCUACGCAACUGGAACUGCUCUUGAGGAGGGCAGACGCGCUAGCUUUCGGGGGCAGCUUGAGCGAAGCGUUCGAGAUCUACCAGAAAGCAUCCAAACUCCAGAGGCUGCGACCGGCGCAGCUGGAGAAUCUGACAGAGUGCCUGCUUGGCAGCAUCAGGAGCAAAGAGGGACUGAGCGCUCAUAAGAAUCAACAGGAGCACGGCACUAGCAGCUGCAGCGGCGUGUACGGUGCGUUCACUUGCAGGAUAUGCCUGGGGUUCCUGUACGAGCCGGUCACGCUGCCUUGUGGACACACGUACUGCAGGAUCUGCCUAGAGAGAGAGAAGGAAAGACCGCUGGUCUGCAAGCACUGCAAAGACAGCACGAAGCUCUGCGAUGUGCACGGCUACAGAAUCAACGUGGUUCUCUGCAACCUGUUAGCGAAGUGGUUUCCGUCGCAAGUGCAGGCAGUGAGACUGAGACACGAAGGGAAUGCUUUGUACGCGGAGAAAAACCUGGAAGCGGCACUCGAAAAGUAUAAUGAAGCAAUACAAUUAGCUCCCAGGGACCAUGUGCUGUUCAGUAACCGAUCACAGAUAAACUCCAGCUUGAAGAACUAUGAAGAUGCACUAAGCGAUGCCGAGGUGGCAUGUAAACUUCAACCGCUUUGGCUAAAGGGACACUUACGGAAAGCACAAGCCCUGACGAUUCUCAGGAAAACAGAGGAAGCUUUAACUGAAUACCUGUUCUGUAUUGCCUUGGAACCAGAAAGCAAGAUGGCAAAAUGUGAAGCACAAAAGCUGCUGAUUGAUCUGUUCUCGCCAGUCCCGGAUAACGUCCAGGAGAGAAUUCCCGACUGCAUGCGUUUACUGUCGCCUCGAGCCAGAUUAAAGGGAAACACCUUGAACACUUUGAGCGAAAGCAGCAGCCCACCAAGAUCAUACAAGGACUGUAAGAAGAGAAACGACAGCGCAAUGUCACCGGAGGAAUCACAGUCAUCUUUGUCUGUUGCUGAUGUACCGUGGGCAAAGCCUCCUUGCUGUGAAGACCAGGGCAAAGUCAAGUACUUUUCACAAGAGUAUCGGCCGCCUGCGUUUGACACAAGCUGCCUUCUAAAGAGGAAACACAGCGUGGAGGAGGAAGACAAGGGAGAGAGUUUCGAAAGAUCCUGCAAAUAUAUGAAGCAAGAGACCACAUCCACGGCGCCGAAGACAGCGACAGCCACGUGGUGCUCUGUCCCAAGUGACCUGAUUGACCCCAGUGACCUGGAGUGCUCGCUGUGUAUGAGACUGUUCUAUGAACCUGUGACAACUCCCUGCGGCCACACCUUCUGUCUGAAAUGCCUGGAGCGAUGUCUGGACCACAACUCCCAGUGCCCGCUGUGCAAAGAGAGGCUCUCUGAGUACCUGGCCCAGAGGAAGUACAGCAAGACCCUGCUGAUGGAGGGCCUCAUAGAUCACUACCUGCAGGAGGAGCUCGUGGAGAGGAGGAAAGUUCACGAGGAGGAAAUCGCUGAGCUGUCCAAUUUGAAUAAGAACGUGCCUAUCUUCGUGUGCACCAUGGCCUUCCCCACUGUACCCUGCCCCCUGCACAUCUUCGAGCCCUGCUACCGGCUCAUGAUUCGGAGAUGCAUGGAGACCGGCACCAAGCAGUUUGGAAUGUGCAUCACCGAUCCCAUCAAAGGGUUUGCAGAUUACGGCUGCAUUCUUGAGAUCAGGAACGUGGAGUUCUUCGCAGACGGCCGCUCUGUGGUCGACACCAUCGGGAAGAGGAGGUUUAAAGUGGUUGAGCAACACCAGCGCGACGGCUACAACACUGCGGAUAUUGAAUACCUGGAGGACAAGAAGGUGGAGGGGGAGGCACAUGCAGAGCUGCUGUCGCUCCAUGACGCAGUGUACAACCAGUCCUUCACGUGGUUCAACUCCCUCAAACCAGAACAGAAGGAGCGGAUCACCGGGCACUUCGGACCAAUGCCAGACAAGGAACCCGAGCCACAGGUCAGCCCCAAUGGUCCCUCCUGGUGCUGGUGGCUACUGGCGGUCCUGCCCUUGGAGGGUCGCGCUCAGCUGCCGUUCCUGGCCAUGACGUCGCUCAGAGAGCGUCUGAUCGGCAUCCGUAGAGUGCUGUCCUUCAUGUCCCGCGGCCGCGCCCGCUGACCGCCCGCUGCCGCGUGUUCCUCUUAUUUUACUUUUUUUUUAUGAGACCAAAAUUGUAUCCCUGCACAGCCUUGUGUAAAAAAACUACCAAUGGCAGGAUUCCUGCUGGUUUUAUCAAAUUCUUAAGAAAUGCAAAAAAAAAAAAAAAAGA
Acipenser ruthenus (sterlet) is the source of this 2777-nucleotide messenger RNA. Its product is annotated as LON peptidase N-terminal domain and RING finger protein 3-like. The transcript has 12 exons. The coding region runs from base 368 to 2626 and encodes 752 amino acids. Gene Ontology annotation, molecular function: protein binding. The record is from RefSeq and is a predicted model, not a curated record. NCBI's taxonomy places the organism in Eukaryota, Metazoa, Chordata, Actinopteri, Acipenseriformes, Acipenseridae.